UCCCGUGCUCCCGCCUGUUCCGCCCCGUGCCGCCGCCUGGCCCAGCUCGGAGGCGCCAGGCGGGCCGGGAAGAUGACCCAGGCGGAGAAAGGCGAGACGGAGAACGGCAAGGACAAGGAGCGCGAGCGAGAGCAGCGCGGCGGCAAGCGGCCCAUCGUCCCCGCCGCCGUGCCCGAGUCCCUGCAGGAGCAAAUUCAGAGCAACUUCAUCGUGGUGAUCCACCCCGGCUCUACGACCCUGCGACUCGGGAGGGCCACGGACACGCUGCCUGUGGGCAUCCCUCACGUCAUCGCUCGGCGGCACAAGCAGCAGGGCCAGGCGGCGUACCGGGACAGCUGGCUGCUGCGGGACGGCCUCAAUAAACCUGAAAGUACAGAGCAGAGACAAAAUGGCCUAAAAAUGGUGGACCAAGCAAUAUGGUCCAAAAAGAUGUCAAAUGGUGCCAGACGUAUCCCAGUGUCACCUGACCAGGCCAGGUCAUACAACAGACAGAUGCGGCCAGCUAUUUUAGAUCACAGCUCUGGGGCCAAGUGGACAAACACCUCUAAUCAUCCUGAUUUUUUGGUAGGAGAGGAGGCACUGUAUGUUAAUCCAUUAGAUUCUUAUAAUAUACAUUGGCCAAUUAGGAGAGGGCAGCUGAAUCUACACCCAGGACCUGGCGGCUCCCUCACUGCAGUAUUAGCAGAUCUUGAAGUUAUAUGGUCACAUGCAAUACAAAAGUACCUGGAAAUACCACUGAAAGAUCUAAAGUACUACAGGUGCAUUUUACUAAUUCCAGAUAUCUACAAUAAACAACAUGUGAAAGAGCUAGUGAAUAUGAUCCUAAUGAAGAUGGGCUUCUCAGGAAUUGUGGUGCACCAGGAGUCUGUCUGUGCUACAUUUGGAAGUGGUUUAGGCAGUGCGUGUAUAGUAGACGUGGGAGAUCAGAAGACAAGUGUUUGCUGUGUGGAAGAUGGAGUUUCCCAUCGCAACACCAGGCUCUGCCUUGCAUAUGGAGGAUCUGAUGUGUCAAGGUGUUUUUACUGGCUUAUGCAACGAGCGGGGUUUCCGUACAGAGACUGUCAGUUAACUAAUAAGUUGGAUUGCCUUCUGCUUCAGCACCUAAAAGAGACAUUUUGUCACCUAGACCAGGAUAUUUCUGGGUUGCAAGAUCACGAGUUCCAAAUUCGGCAUCCAGAUUCUCCAGCUCUAUUAUACCAGUUCCGAUUAGGGGAUGAAAAGUUACAGGCUCCAAUGGCUCUAUUUUAUCCAGCAACUUUUGGAAUUGUUGGACAAAAGAUGACAAUUUUGCAACACCGAUCACAAGGGGACCCUGAGGAUCCUCAUGAUGAGCAUUAUCUGCUAGCCACACAAAGUAAGCAGGAGCAGUCUUCAAAAGCUACAGCUGAUAGAAAAUCCAUGUCAAAGCCUGGUACCUUUGAGGGAGAAAUGAAAAGCCAAGUUACAGAUAUUUCAGAGAGGAUGUACCCCCAAGAAGUUGAACUGGGAUCCUCCCAAAGUGACUGUAUGAUACCUGGAAAUGAUUCGGAGGAACCUUUAACUGCACACACGUCCAGAAAAACAGUUGUUUCUCAAUUUGAAGGCAAAGCUUUAGGCCUUGACAAAGCCAUUCUUCAUAGUAUUGAUUGCUGUGCCUCUGACGAUACAAAAAAGAAGAUGUACAGCUCCAUCUUAGUGGUGGGAGGAGGCCUUAUGUUUCAUAAAGCUCAAGAGUUCCUUCAACACCGAAUUCUCAACAAAAUGCCCCCUUCUUUUAGAAGAGUAGUUGAGAAUGUUGAAGUCAUCACAAGACCUAAGGAUAUGGAUCCCCGCUUAAUUGCAUGGAAAGGAGGUGCUGUGUUGGCCUGUCUCGACACAACUCAGGAGCUGUGGAUAUAUCAACGAGAAUGGCAGCGUUUUGGUGUCAGAAUGUUACGAGAGCGAGCUGCAUUUGUGUGGUAAAUGAUGUGUUUAUGCAGUUAAUUAAAAAUUCAGUUCCCUCAAAUGCCA
Molecule: messenger RNA, 1989 nt
Organism: Tympanuchus pallidicinctus (lesser prairie-chicken)
Lineage: Eukaryota; Metazoa; Chordata; Aves; Galliformes; Phasianidae
Gene: ACTR8
Product: actin related protein 8
Exons: 13
Coding region: 73-1941 (622 amino acids)
Biological process (GO): double-strand break repair; regulation of DNA-templated transcription
Cellular component (GO): Ino80 complex
Source: RefSeq, a predicted model, not a curated record